This is a messenger RNA of Selaginella moellendorffii, 709 nucleotides long. Its product is annotated as GTP-binding protein SAR1A. Gene Ontology annotation, biological process: endoplasmic reticulum to Golgi vesicle-mediated transport; membrane organization; vesicle organization. NCBI's taxonomy places the organism in Eukaryota, Viridiplantae, Streptophyta, Lycopodiopsida, Selaginellales, Selaginellaceae. Bases 98 to 676 code for a protein of 192 amino acids. Gene Ontology annotation, cellular component: endoplasmic reticulum exit site; COPII vesicle coat. The record is from RefSeq and is a predicted model, not a curated record. The transcript is spliced from 3 exons. Gene Ontology annotation, molecular function: GTP binding; GTPase activity.
AACCAGGAUCGAUUAGGGUUUAGAGGAGGCCGCGAGAGACAGAGAGAGGGCGUGUGGCAGUGCCAAAGGGCUAGAUCGCAGCGCCGCCUCGAGCGCGAUGUUUCUCUUCGAUUGGUUUUACAGCGUGUUGGCCACGCUCGGGCUGUGGCAGAAGGAGGCCAAGAUUCUCUUCCUAGGUCUCGACAAUGCGGGGAAAACAACGCUUCUCCACAUGCUCAAGGACGAGAGAUUGGUACAGCACCAGCCCACCCAGUAUCCAACAUCCGAGGAGCUAAGCAUCAACAAGAUCAAAUUCAAGGCCUUCGAUCUGGGGGGUCACCAGAUCGCGCGACGCGUGUGGAAGGACUACUAUGCCAAGGUGGACGGCAUUGUUUACAUAGUUGAUGCGGCCGACCAUGAGAGAUUUCCCGAGGCGAAGAAGGAGCUGGAUGCGCUCCUCUCGGACGACUCACUAGCGCAGGUCCCGUUCGUCAUCCUUGGGAACAAGAUCGAUCUUCCAUACGCGACCUCCGAGCAGGAUCUACGCUACAAGCUUGGACUAAACAACUACACAACGGGCAAAGGCAAGGUGGAGCUGGGAGAGAAUAUGCGCCCCAUUGAGGUGUUUAUGUGCAGCGUUGUGAGGAAGAUGGGCUAUGGAGAGGCCUUCCGGUGGCUGUCGGACUAUAUCAAAUGAUGAAAAUAAAGAGUAUCAUAGAUAUUCACGGCA